UGGUGGGCUGCAGCCGUUGGGCUGCCUUACGCUCCGCUUGGGUUCCUCAGCUCGCGCUCCACCCGCUCCACUCGUCGCCGGCGCCGCCCCCGGCCUCCUCGCGCAGGAGCUUCUCCUCAGUCCUCACCGCGUCCCCGCGCCCGCCCCCGCUGCAGCAGCGCGUGCUCGCGACCCCGCUCUCCUCGCCGCUGCCGGCACGGUCUCCGUGGGCGCCGCCGCUGCGAUUCUCCCUAGGACGCCGGCGGCCGGCCCCCAUCUUGGAGGUCACCAACCUCCCCGCCGGCAAGGACAAGAUCUUCCAGUGACGCUCCCGCUCAAGGGCAGCCCCGGCGCGCUGCUGCAAGCUUCAAGAAGUUGUUGGGAACGAGGGGAGCCAGACAAGCCAGCAAACAAUUAGAUGGAGGCAGUGGUGCGGAAGGUGCAGCAGCGGGUGAGGAAGGUGCGGGAGGAGAUGGACUUGUGGGAUGACCUCAACUCCCGCCUCCUUACUAACUUCGACAGGACCGCGGUAGUCAUCGGUCGCCUUCCGGUGCUUGGAGAGGACAAGAAUUAUGGUGCCUUGCAUAGUGUGGCUAACAUCCCAGAUGACCUCAUGGGGAAGCAGAUUGAGAGUCUGGAGCUCAUGCUUGUUUCUAUGAGGGAGACACUGGAGAAGUUAAAUGGCGUUGCGAGAGCUCUAAAUAAGGCUCUGCGUGAUACUAAGCAGAUGGUGAGAGGCGGGUCAGCACUCACAGUGAAACAGAUGCAAUUAGAAGUGGGAAUUUUGCCAACUAUUGCAGAAUGCUUGGAUGGGCUUCGGACAUUAUGCGAGAUGCACCAGGCUGAGUUUGCACUAAAAUCAUCAGUUAUCUCCUUGUUGACAUGGAAGAGCAGUUCCAGUGACAUUGCUGCACUCCGCCAACUCUUAGUUGACCAGCCAAACAUACCAAAAGAUGAAGGCGAGUAAUUUCAAUACAUAUUCGACAUUAUAUUUGCAGACGAAAUUUGUUAACCAGCUCGUAUUUGAACUGUUGAAGCCUUGGACCCUAUGAAAUUUCAUGUUCAAUGAUCCUGAUUGUUGAAGCAGUUCGACCAAGCCAUGUCUUUAUUUCCGUCAGCAACAGUUAUUGAACACCUGGAAUCUGUCUUUGUUUCCACCAGCAACAGUGGUUGGAGAACUGGAGCUGCCAUCGGUUUAGUUCUGAAGCAUAGGAAAAAGCAAUCCACAAUGUAGUUAAACAUAUUGCAAAUGGCCUAUUAAUGUCUUUUGGUGUUGUGUCGCAUACAAGGAUCUUAGAAAAAUACAGUGAUGGUCUGGUAGACCUGCUGCAGGUACAAACACAAGUGAAAUAGUUGCCUGAAAUUUGCAUACCCGUAAUGACCAAGGACAACAUUGUUUGGUAACUAAUCUUCUUUCUCAUUCCCUCAUCUACCAUACAUUGUUUUCUUGUUGCAUUGGGAAUAUUCGCAGUGUGCACCUCUGUAAAUUAUUUGAAAGGCACUUUCAGUUUGUC
Panicum virgatum (switchgrass) is the source of this 1493-nucleotide messenger RNA. RefSeq lists its product as uncharacterized. The transcript is spliced from 7 exons. The record is from RefSeq and is a predicted model, not a curated record. Lineage: Eukaryota; Viridiplantae; Streptophyta; Magnoliopsida; Poales; Poaceae. The coding region runs from base 398 to 946 and encodes 182 amino acids.